This is a messenger RNA of Diaporthe batatas, 480 nucleotides long. RefSeq lists its product as uncharacterized. The record is from RefSeq and is a predicted model, not a curated record. Lineage: Eukaryota; Fungi; Ascomycota; Sordariomycetes; Diaporthales; Diaporthaceae. The transcript has 2 exons. The coding region runs from base 1 to 480 and encodes 159 amino acids.
AUGCUUAAGGAAUUGGAUUUCACCGUGAUUGGCCGAGAGGGCUUGUCCAGGUAUAUCAACCAAGACACCCUUGUCUAUGCUGUGAACAUGGAUGACCGAGAGCUCCAGAUGCAUGUCGACUUCAGCUGGAACCGGGACGUCGUGCCACCCGCGGCCGUAAUUACGCAGAUAAUGAACGGAGCAUUGGAUGCUGACCUUUCAGAGAAAUAUUGGUUGACUCCGCUAUUGGAGCUGUCGUUGGAGCCUCCCCCCUCCGUGGCCGCACCAAAGGGGCGGCCCAAGCGGAAGGGAAGCGCCUAUAGCCCAUCCUUACCCACCAUCUAUGAAGACAUGGUGGACCAAAGGGAGUCUUAUUCUCGGCAGGUCCUGCAAGGGUAUUCUGAGCAGGCGGAUGCCAAAAAUAAAGCUAUGAAUACAUACCUUUCCGACCCGAUGGUAAUCAUGUUGUGUCGAAAGGAUCGCCCGAGGCCGCCCCCAUGA